AUGGAUCAAGCAAAUAUAGAUUCAAGAAUUAGAGAAAUACUACUUGAAGGAUGUAAACAAGAACUUCCCUUUGAUGAUGAAAGAGAACAAGAACGUCAGAAACAUAUUGAAAUCAUCAUUGUACAUGAUACCAAAGUAUCAUUGGAUUUGGUAGAUCAAGUUGGUCUAUACUUGUAUAAUAAGAGUGUAACAAUCAAGAAAUUACUCGCACUUAAACAUAAACAACAAGCUGCUCUACAAAAGACGUCUUUUGGUGGGGAAGCCGAGUUAAAGAUUUAUAGUAUCAUGUCUGAUGAUUUCAUUCACCAUGAUCCACACAAAACAUCCAAUGGUCUAGUCAAGUUGAUUGUGACAAUCGACUCUUGUUACCCCAAUUCAUCAUUUAAACUGUUACAACUAAAUGCCAAAGCAUCUCAAUUGUUGUCUUGUAGUCAUCCCCUCAUCAACUUGUAUGACCAUCAAAUCUCUGAUGACGCUUCACAAGACAAUUUACCUUUGACUAAACAAAGUAUAGAGAUGGUACUUGGAUUAUCUGGAUUCCAAGACGCCAAAACAGAACAAUUUAUAAAUGGACAUAACCUCACUUUGAUUACUUCAGUUUCACCUAGUUGGCCAAUUGGUCAAUCUGAUCCAAUCAAUCCAAAUAAUCAAAAUACAACUAAAAGUUAA
This is a messenger RNA of Cavenderia fasciculata, 669 nucleotides long. RefSeq lists its product as uncharacterized. The record is from RefSeq and is a predicted model, not a curated record. NCBI's taxonomy places the organism in Eukaryota, Evosea, Eumycetozoa, Acytosteliales, Cavenderiaceae. Bases 1 to 669 code for a protein of 222 amino acids. The transcript is spliced from 2 exons.